Messenger RNA from Paralichthys olivaceus (Japanese flounder), 2448 nucleotides. RefSeq names its product tRNA methyltransferase 12 homolog (gene tyw2). Gene Ontology annotation, cellular component: cytoplasm. Gene Ontology annotation, molecular function: tRNA methyltransferase activity. The record is from RefSeq and is a predicted model, not a curated record. Gene Ontology annotation, biological process: tRNA methylation; wybutosine biosynthetic process. Lineage: Eukaryota; Metazoa; Chordata; Actinopteri; Pleuronectiformes; Paralichthyidae.
CGUAAAAUGGUCCGACUGGAAACGUGUUCUUGUUUAUGGUUGUGGAGCAGCUACGUGAUCUGCAGCUGAUUCGUCGCUCUUGAGCUUUUUAAACCGAAACACAGAGGAUUCCGAUGUUUGUCUGGAAAUGGACGGUGCACCUUGUCUUCGUGUGUCUCAGUGUCACACACAACAGCUCAGGAUGUGUCUGCAGUCCAGAGGGGCUCUAGAUCCGAGUUUGAAUCUAUUGAAGGACCCAGAUGGAACAGUUCUCUUACCCAUAUCACCGUCCUGUGUGUCACAACUGGAUCUGCACUCUCUCAGAAGCAUGGUGGCCUCAGACAGCACAUGUGAACUGGUCUGGAGUCAGGCAAAGAAAGAGAAGGGAAAGACGAGUGGCAGUAAACUUGAAAAACUCCUCCAGGAUCUGUUGGUGUCUCAUGGUGAAAGAUGGACAGAGGAGAUGAGGGCGGACCUCCCUCGCAGCUUCCAGAGGCACGGAGACCUCGUCCUGCUGGGGGACGGCUGUUUCUCCCUCCCUCUGUGGAAGGAAAUGGAUGGACAGUUAUGGAGCGCAGUGGCUGAAGGGCUGGGGGCAAAGCGUUUGGCAAAGAUGAGUCGAAUUUCCAGGGAUGGAUUUAGGUCUCCAACUGUGACGAUGCUGAUGGGGGAGCACAGCUGGGUCAAACAUGUGGACAAUGGUAUCAGGUAUGAGUUUGAUGUCACCAAAUGUAUGUUUUCAGCUGGAAACAUAACAGAGAAGCUGCGUGUGGCUGGAUUGGACUGCACAGGAGAGACUGUGGUGGAUUUAUAUGCAGGUAUCGGAUACUUCACUCUCCCAUACCUGGUCCAUGCUGGGGCCAGCCAUGUUCAUUCCUGCGAGUGGAACCCUGAUGCUGUUGAAGCUUUACAGAAAAACCUGGAGGCCAAUGAGGUGUCUGACCGCUGCACAAUUCACCAAGGAGACAACCGAGAGCUCCAGCUGUGUGACAUUGCUGACCGCGUCAACCUGGGUCUCAUACCGAGCUCGGAGGGCAGCUGGCCUGUCGCCUGUCGCUUGCUGAAGAGAACAACUGGGGGCAUUUUGCACAUUCACCAGAACGUCACCUCACCGUUACCGAACACUGCAUCCAUUCCAGCAAUCAAUGAUGCCGCCCACAGGGUUUCUGGGAAGAAAGCCGACAGAGAGGCGUGGCGGGCCUGGGCUGAUGACACAGCAAACCACAUUGCUUCUCUUUUGAGGGACAUCAGUGGUGCAUCCUGGUUGACAAACAUCCAGCACAUAGAGCAUGUGAAGUCAUAUGCACCUCAUGUGCACCAUGUUGUGCUGGACCUGGAGUGCAGACCUUUGUGAGCUGAAGACACAGAUACAGAGAGGACACAGUGGCUCUGAACUUUUAAAUAUACUGAAGUUGCUUUUUUUUAAAAGAAGAAAUAGCUUGAGGAUUCAAAGUGAACGACUCCAGCUGGUUUCUAUGAUUAUUUUAUUGGCAGUUGGUGAAAUCUGCUGCUCCAGUGUUUUUCUAAAACCGGGGGCACAUUGAGCAUAUAUGUUGUUUUUUUUGUUUUUUUUCCCUCAAAAACACUCAUGCAGUUUUAAUUACAUGGAAGCUGCCCAGCUUUACCCCGACCACAGCCUUAUCUGCCUUAUCUGCUGACUGGAGAACUUAACUGGAGCAUUAGUAGGCACAGGUUCAAAGAAACCUCACUGUUCUGUUAAACUCACUGUUUUUCUCUCUGGUGUUGAAAAGAAAAGGUGUACGCCCAGACAUAACUCACAUUCCAUGCACAAUUGUGCUGAAAUAUUUAAUAAUUAAUGAAUACAGGAACAUCCAAAGCAUUAAACUCCAAUGUUCUGACUUUUUAAACUACAGGAUUCAUAUAUCUGGCUUGGAAAGGAAAGCCACCUUGAGAAAUGACUGUCUUGUUAAUGUAUCUUUGGAACUACAGGAGGACAGAGUUCAUUUUUACAUGGUAGUUUCACUUCUGAGCUGUAGGAGGGUUACAAAUUAAAGGAAAAACCCUCACACCUUAAUGAGAAGUGAAACGAUGUGAAUCAUAUGAUCUGGCCCUUUCACUCAUCAGAUCUAAACCCAGUUGAACAGCUGAAGCAGAUUUUUGAUCCAAAUAAGGGAAUAUCUUCUGGUUGAACGGCGUUCAUCCUUCCAGUAGUAAUCUAUGCCAAAGAGCACUGAAGCUCUUAAAAUGACUUGUGGUGGAUUAACAUGUUUCUAAGAAAGUUGAUGCUGUAUUUCUUUGGUCAUCCUUCUGCAUGAGCAUUAUCAGUCAUGGAAAUAUAAAGUCUAUAUAUGUCCCAAAAAAUGUUUCAUAUCAGUCAAUAUAUCAUUUUUUGGGUAGAUGAUGUUGGGUAGAUGAAAACUUUAAGACUGUUGUAACUUUACAGGUAAGGUGGCCCUGAAGAGCUAAUCACAAAGGCAAAUCACAAAACACAACAGCAAACAAGUCCAG